This is a messenger RNA of Chilo suppressalis (striped riceborer), 968 nucleotides long. The record is from the annotation of a GenBank genome assembly. Lineage: Eukaryota; Metazoa; Arthropoda; Insecta; Lepidoptera; Crambidae.
AUUGUUUAAAGCUAUUUUUUUAUCAGUGCACAAAGCUUUGUUAUUAUUAACGAUUCCCUUUGUUCGUGACUUACUUAAAGUUAAAAUUCUAAAAUGGAAACGAGAUUGGUAACUUUUUUGCUUUUAUUAUUUUCAAGUAGUAGUUAUUCUUACAAACCUGUAGUUUUGAUACACGGAAUUAUGACGGGAAGUGGAAGCAUGGAAAUGAUCUCGCACAGAAUUCAAGAGAAACAUCCAGGGACAGUAGUAUACAAUGUCAAUAGAUUUGAAGGCUGGACGAGCUUAGAAACAAUGUGGCACCAAGUGCUGGAAAUUGGAAUGGAUGUUGCUAAUAUUUCUGCAAAGCAUCCAGGGGGUAUCAAUAUCAUAGGAUAUUCACAAGGGGGACUAGUUGCAAGGGGUAUAGUGCAAACAUUUUCAAAUGUGUCUGUUGACACAUUUAUAUCACUCAGUUCACCGCAGGCUGGGCAGUAUGGAGCCGGAUUCCUACACUUAGUAUUUCCUGGCCUAGUAAAAGACACUGUGUAUGAAUUGUUCUACUCGCGGGUGGGGCAGCACACUUCGGUGGGCAACUACUGGAACGACCCGUACCAUCAGACUCUGUACGAGACCUACAGCGUCUACUUGCCGUACAUCAACAACCAUAUCAGAUCAGCGAAAUCAGAUGAUUUUAAAAACAAUUUAUUGAGGCUUAAGAGGCUAGUGUUGAUUGGUGGGCCUGAUGAUGACGUCAUCACACCAUGGCAGAGCAGUCAAUUCGGUUAUUAUAACGGCAGCGAGUCUGUGAUAGAAAUGCGAGCUCAGGACAUUUACAAGGAGGAUCGCAUCGGAUUACGGGCAUUAGACAGUUCCAAUAGAUUGCAUGUAUUAACCGUGCCUGGGGUGAAUCACUUCUCUUGGCAUAUGAACGUUACUAUCGUAGACGACUGUUUGUUACCAUACUUGGAUUAAGAUCGAUAUUAGGUCCG